Gongylonema pulchrum is the source of this 393-nucleotide messenger RNA. Lineage: Eukaryota; Metazoa; Nematoda; Chromadorea; Rhabditida; Gongylonematidae. The record is from the annotation of a GenBank genome assembly.
UUCGCGGUAUCCACACUACUUAUAAGUAGCCAGUAUGCGGAGUACGGAGUCGAUGAACUGCCGCAACGUCUCACUCACUGUAUCGAUGACCUCUCGUAUUAUAAGAAAGAUACUGAUCAGCCAAUUUGGAUAGUAAAUCACGUUAAUUCAGAGGCAAGGGAAGUGCUCGAAGAAACGAUUCUUUGUGAACAGCGACUGAAAACGGCCAAUAACGAGCUUCUGAUGCUGCACAAUGAACUCACCAGAUUUUAUCGAGCCUCAAUAAGCGAACUUUACGAGUGUGCCGAGAGUGAGCUGGAAGUAAUACGAAUGCGCUGUUUAGGAAUGGAGAAUAAGCUUAGUGAUAUCGAAAACAUGACGCUUUCCGUUGAGCAGGUGAAUAUUCGCAACUGA